Didymella exigua CBS 183.55 is the source of this 1143-nucleotide messenger RNA. RefSeq lists its product as uncharacterized. The transcript has a single exon. Lineage: Eukaryota; Fungi; Ascomycota; Dothideomycetes; Pleosporales; Didymellaceae. Bases 145 to 813 code for a protein of 222 amino acids. The record is from RefSeq and is a predicted model, not a curated record.
GGAUGUGCGUGGACUUCCGAGGGCGGCUGGCCUUGUGGAUGGUGCGAGGCAAAGCCGUGGACGUCAGACGCUCUCAAUUGCCAGACCUUGCAGCCUGGAUACCAGCGUACAUCAUACCGUACCUGCUACUUCGUCGACAACCACAUGGACGGGAAGGCUCGCCGCGCCAUCGACUCUCCACCACUACCCUCCACGCUCCCAGACAACACUACUUUCUCCCUCCUCACGCCCCCUAUGAUCACCUCGCCCCCUCAACCGAUCGACGUCACCCCGCCAGAAUCUCCUGAGUCGCUGCAGCCCACGCCAACCAUCAUGGCUGCAUCGACCUUCACACUGAGACCGGAAGUCAUCAUAACGGCCCUUCCGAACACUCCCAAAGGCCAGAAAGACUGGGUCUUCCCCUUCCGCAUUCAAGUCUGGGAGUACUGUUUCUCGGGCUCGCGGCUGGCGGCCGGCGUCUGGAGGAACGGCAACAUGGCGCAAUCGCUCAACUUCACCAGGGACAGGCUGAACCUCGUCGGCCACAGGGUUCCAGGCUUUGCGCCGUACUACAGGGUGGACUUUGACUAUGACGGGUCGAGGGUCAAGUUUGGGUAUCCGUGGAAGAAGGAUGAGGGAGCGGAAUGUGAGUGGUUCGAUAACGAGUCGUGGAAGAGCUGUGGGGAGUGUCGCGAGAAGCUUUGGAGCUCGGGUCCGUUGGAUUGUGAGAAUCACAGCGCAGUGGGGAUGAGGGUUAAGGAUAUGGAUUGCUCGUUGCUUUUGGGUCCGAAGCCGGCGUUCAAGCUUGAUCCUCAGGGCGAUGGUCAGCGAUAAGAGACUGAGUGCAAACGGCCUCAUGUCAUGUAUGGGUGAACGACGAUCUCUGGAUGUGCAGAAUGAUUGGAGGUUUGUUCGGAACCUCUCGGUAUUGGCUUGAUGGUAUCUUCACGGAUUUCUGGGGGCGGUACCGGUAGGCAGGCGAAGAUUGGAUCGACGUUACAACCCACAGUAACACUCGUAAGCUUCCAAGGGCGCGAUGCACCGAACGCCUCCAGUAAAGAUUCCGGUCAAGUUCCUCUAGCUUCAAUCUUCAAGUCCGCUUGGUCGCUCUCAGAGAAGUGAGCUUGCCACAUCUGUACCCUUUCCACGAAUGCCACUUCAAUA